Molecule: messenger RNA, 2143 nt
Organism: Marmota monax (woodchuck)
Lineage: Eukaryota; Metazoa; Chordata; Mammalia; Rodentia; Sciuridae
Gene: Tfb2m
Product: transcription factor B2, mitochondrial
Exons: 7
Coding region: 436-1542 (368 amino acids)
Biological process (GO): rRNA methylation; transcription initiation at mitochondrial promoter
Cellular component (GO): mitochondrial matrix
Molecular function (GO): rRNA (adenine-N6,N6-)-dimethyltransferase activity; mitochondrial transcription factor activity
Source: RefSeq, a predicted model, not a curated record
GGAGCUGUCACUGAGCUUGCUCGGGUCUCCCGCGGCUCGGGUGGAUUAGACACCUCUUGCCUUUCCGCCCCGCCUCCCUCUGCGCACCCCUCCCCGCUGGCCGGCUGGCGGCCCGAGACCGCGGAGCAUAGAGCACGAGCGGCUAGAGAGGAAGCGCCGAGGGCGGGAUAACCAUAGAGUACGCGUCCGGACACAGCCGGAUAGUCGGUCUCUUUUCUCAUCCGUCCACUCAAAAUCCUCUGGCGGCUGAGCCGGGUCGGAAACGGAAGUGAGGGAGGACAGCAGCAAGGAUCAGAUGUUCGCAUGCGCAGAUUGUAAUAUUUACUUCCGCCCGGCCUAGAUUGGCGGAGGGGAGGGUUCGCACGUGGGAUCCUCUGCACAGGGCUUACCGAAGUGGAUCCUAGGUGAUCUUUGGGGGCGACCUUAGAGGCGAGGAUGUGGGGCCCAGCUACUGGCCUUGCUCCGCGACUGACGUGGUCAGUUUUGGCAGCUGCUGGUCGCUUUAGUACUUUGAGGUCGGGAACAACUAAGCGGAAGGACUUGCCGGCGAGGAACCGCCGUGGAUUGUCUGACUUCUCCCCCCAGCCUUUACCCUAUACCGAUUUGGAGGAAUCUCCUUGGUGGAUGUCCAAGUGCCGCUCAGAGCCCGGGCGUUACAUAACCAGUCGGAAAUUGGCUGAGACCCUGAUAAAACUUGUGCGGACGAAACGAAAAAAUCCUGAACAGCUAUUCCUGGAGUGCAAUCCAGGUCCUGGAAUCCUGACUCGAGCAUUACUUGAAGCUGGUGCCAAAGUGGUUGCCUUAGAAAGUGAUAAAACUUUUAUUCCACAUUUGGAGUCCUUAAGGGAAAAUAUGGAUAGAAGACUAAAAGUGGUCUACUGUGACUUCUUUAAAAUGGAUCCUGACAAUUGUACAAUAGCAAAACCGCCUGUUUACGUUUCAAAUGAGCUUUUUAAAGAUUUAGGAAUACGAGCAGUUUCUUGGAAAGCAGGUAUUCCUUUAAAAAUCGUUGGAAUUUUGCCAUUUAGAAGUGAAAGAAACAUACUUUGGAAACUUUUAUAUGAUCUGUAUUCCUGUACUUCUAUAUAUAAAUACGGACGAGUAGAACUAAAUAUGUUUGUCAGUGAAAAAGAAUACCAGGAGCCUUGGUCGUCAUUUGAUAUAUACCCCCAAAAUGGGCAGCUGGAAAAGCUAAAGCACAGGGAACCAUUAGAACCAAUACAACAGAACCUGUAUUUUAUUCAAAUGACUCCUCGAAAAACUUUAUUUACAGAACAGUUGACUCCCGUUAACUAUGAUGUAUUUUUUCAUAUGGUAAAGCACUGUUUUGGGAAGCGCAAUGCCAAGCUAGUAGACCAUUUACAUUCAUUGAGUCCAGUUGAUGCCAAGCAUAUAUUGAGGCAAAUAAGAAAAAAUGAAAAUGUGAAAACAAUUAAUAUGUAUCCUCGAAACUUUAAACAACUCUUUCAAACUAUACAGUGUUCAGAAGAUUAUGCCCAUAAAUGGCUGUGUAAUGAGAACCUGGAAGACUCAGCCAUGUAGGGAACAGAUUGUCAGAAUGUUAGCUGAAGCAUUUUAUUUGUAAACAAAUGAAAAAGAACUAAGUUUGAAAAGUUCAUAUCCUUUCAACAAGAUGACUGUUCCUUUUGAGCACAGACUAGGCAAAUAAUCUCUUCUGUCGAUACCAUUGAUAUUAGUGAUGGCUUCUGUUUUUUUCACAACAGAAUAAAAUGGAAAUUUCAGUUGAUUAUGGAUUUCAUCAGAUUGUCUUUUGAAAAAAAUUCCUAUGUACUGUAGCGUUGGGAGUAUAAUAUAAGGUGGUAUAAGGUAUGCUUAGUAUGAGCAAAGCCCUGGCUUUGAUCCCAAGUACCAAAAAAUAAGUUCUUAUGUGCUUGUACUUAUAGGUUAUUACCAGUUGAAAUAUAGUAACUUACAUCAGCACUUUCACUGGUGCUGAUUUUUGCAUAUUCAUGGUGGGCAAAUGAAUUUGGAUAUUAUUAAGUUUAGAAAGUAAAUUAAACUAAUUUAAGUGGUUUGUUUUACCUUUCUGGUUGUUGAAAUGUAUUAUCAAAUGCUGUACAAUGAAAUUACUUAAAUUCUAAUUGUUUCAUUAUUUUUAGAAAUUAAAAUAUUUUAAGUAACA